This is a messenger RNA of Paramacrobiotus metropolitanus, 610 nucleotides long. RefSeq lists its product as uncharacterized. The coding region runs from base 88 to 471 and encodes 127 amino acids. The record is from RefSeq and is a predicted model, not a curated record. The transcript has 2 exons. Lineage: Eukaryota; Metazoa; Tardigrada; Eutardigrada; Parachela; Macrobiotidae.
CAUAAAAACUGAAACAAAUCACUUAACUUUAUUUCUGGCCGGUAGCCGAUCCCUUACAGGUUCAUAUUUUCCAAAAUAACCUUGACAAUGAAUAAGCUUAUCCUGGUAGCGACGGUUGUGGCCUGCAUUGCCAUUAGCCAUGCCCACGCUGACGCGCUCAAGGCUGCAGGAGUAAGCAGUGAGCACAGGGGAGCCAGUACUAUCCCAAAGGGCACCAUUGUCGGAUCUGUCUCGGCUUCCGGUGGAAAGGCUCCCUUUACUUACAAGAUCACCACAGGAGAGAAACUUGUUGAACUGUUCCCGGACAUGAUGAACCCAGGCGGUCAAAUGAUCCUGGCAAAAUCUGAAAUGAUUGCCGCAGCAUCAAACAAGGUUGCUGUUACCAUCACCGACAGCGAGGGAAAAACCGAUACAGUCCAGCUCAACAUUCCUCCUCCUGCCGUGUCAACGGUUCCCAAUAAGCCCCAAUAACUAUAAUACACCAGUGAACUUUUUGUGUUAUUUAACGUGGUUUGUGCAGCUCUGCUGUUCCUGAAAAAUGGUAUUAACUGACUGAUUGCCACAAUUUGUUAAACAUCCUUAAUUUUAAUACAAAAAUUUGCCCCCUUCA